Messenger RNA from Trichosporon asahii var. asahii CBS 2479, 675 nucleotides. RefSeq names its product peroxisomal protein. The record is from RefSeq and is a predicted model, not a curated record. Gene Ontology annotation, cellular component: peroxisomal membrane. Bases 1 to 675 code for a protein of 224 amino acids. Lineage: Eukaryota; Fungi; Basidiomycota; Tremellomycetes; Trichosporonales; Trichosporonaceae. The transcript is spliced from 4 exons.
AUGGCGAGCGCUAUCCAGAAGUUCAUCAUGGACCCUGCGAACCACGACCUCCUCGGCGUGGCCAAGGGCGCCCGCAACGGUAUCGUGUACGGAUGCAAGGUGCGGUUCCCGCACGCGCUCGUCAUGGCGGCGCUGUUCAGCCACAAGCCCUGGCCGGUCCGCAUCCACGGCAUCCUGACCGCGACGCGGAACCAUGCGCUCGCGCUCGGAAAGUUUGUCACGAUCUACAAGAUCAUGAUGCUCAUCCAGAAGCGGCUGAACGGAGGCAAGGAGCGUGACCUCGACACGCUCAUCGCGGGCGGUAUCGGAGGAUGGUGGGUCUUCAGCGACCGCACACCGAUCAACGAGCAGAUUGUGCUGUACAUCAUGUCUCGCGUCGUCCUCUCGUUCCUUCCGCGCCUGUACUCAUCCUCGUCGGGCCCCGCCAAGGGCCCCCUCGAGCCGCUCUCGCACCCCCUCCCCGACAUCCUGUCCCCCGAGGCCAACCCGCGCCCCAUCCCGCCCGCCAACGUUCCCUUCGCCAUUGUCGCGACCCUCUCGUGGGGCCUCGUCAUGUACAUCUUCCGCCACAGGGGAGAGAGACUGCAGCCCGGUAUCAUCAACUCGAUGCGCUACCUGUACCGCGACUCGGAGACGUGGUCCAACCUCAAGACCCUCCUCUGGCACAACAAGUAG